AUGCUUUACCCCAUCUCCAUCCUCCUCCCCCUCUACAUCUAUCCCCUACCUCUCGCCUGGAACUGGCUCUUAACAACCAUCCCCCUCUACCCCUCCAUAACUUACACUCUCGUCAUCAACCCAUCCACCGGACCUGGCGCUUUCAAUUCAUUUCCUGAUCCCAGCUACAUCGAUGCCAUCGCCUCCCUGAAUGCAUUUGAUAACGUACAGCUAUUGGGAUAUGUAGAUACGGCGUAUAUGCAUCGAUCUGUUGAGGAAGUUGUUUCCGAGGUAGACACUUACAACCACUGGCAAAGCAACCCUUCAAAAGAUAUCCACAUGCACGGCAUCUUCUUCGACGACUGCGUCUCCAACUGGAACGCUAGCACCUCUCAAUUUAUGUCCACCAUUGCCACCUCCGCCCACCAAGCCAAUCUCACUGUAACAUUCAAUCCCGGUGUUCUUGCCGAUCCCGCAUUUUUCUCUCUCGCAGAUAACAUCUUAAUGAUUGAAGAUGCAUAUAAUGUUUCUCAAGCAUUACCGAGUAUUGAUUCAAUUCCCCCAAACCAACGUUCCAAAUCUUCAGUGAUAUUCCAUCAUUUUCCCGGCUCGGCAAGCGAUCAAUCGACUUUUGUUAAGGAAAUCUUGAAAAAGGGUAUUAAUUCGCUAUACAUCACUACCAAAGAUUAUGUGAGCCAAAGUGAUCUCUGGACACAAUUUCUCGCUGCCGUAUCCGCAGGUACAAGUCUUACUUAA
Messenger RNA from Botrytis fragariae, 735 nucleotides. RefSeq names its product putative cell surface spherulin 4-like protein. Lineage: Eukaryota; Fungi; Ascomycota; Leotiomycetes; Helotiales; Sclerotiniaceae. The record is from RefSeq and is a predicted model, not a curated record. The transcript is spliced from 3 exons. The coding region runs from base 1 to 735 and encodes 244 amino acids.